This is a messenger RNA of Antrostomus carolinensis (chuck-will's-widow), 782 nucleotides long. It is a transcript of the gene CRTAC1, whose product is annotated as cartilage acidic protein 1. NCBI's taxonomy places the organism in Eukaryota, Metazoa, Chordata, Aves, Caprimulgiformes, Caprimulgidae. The transcript is spliced from 6 exons. The record is from RefSeq and is a predicted model, not a curated record. Gene Ontology annotation, biological process: axonal fasciculation. The annotation marks the transcript as partial.
GGCUGGAUGACCCCUACCAGCAUGGACGUGGCGUGGCACUGGCUGACUUCAACCGCGAUGGCCGAGUGGACAUUGUCUAUGGCAACUGGAACGGGCCACAUCGCCUCUACCUGCAGAGCAGGGGCCCCGGGCGAGUCCGAUUCCGGGACAUUGCCACCCCCAAGUUCUCCAUGCCGUCCCCCGUCCGCACCGUCAUCGCAGCUGACUUUGACAAUGACCAGGAGCUGGAGGUUUUCUUCAACAACAUCGCCUACCGCGGUAAUGCCCUGUCUGUGCUCCGCAGGCUCAUCCGCAGGGAACACUCGGACCCCAUUGUGGAAGAGCUGAAUCCGGGGGAUGCGCUGGAGCCCGACGGACGGGGCACGGGGGGUGCAGUGACCGAUAUUGAUGGCGAUGGAAUGCUGGACCUGAUCCUGUCCCAUGGUGAGUCCAUGGCACAGCCUAUCUCCAUCUUCAAGGGCACCCAGGGCACUGGCAACAACUGGCUGCGCGUCAUCCCCCGCACCCGCUUCGGGGCCUUUGCACGGGGGGCCAAAGUGGUGCUGUUCACGCUGCGCAGCGGCGCCCACCUGCGCAUCAUCGACGGCGGAUCGGGGUACCUCUGCGAGAUGGAGCCUGUGGCACACUUUGGACUGGGGAAUGACAAAGCCAGCAGCCUGGAGGUGACCUGGCCGGAUGGCCGCAUCGUGGUGCGAGCCGUGGCCAGCAGUGAGACCAAUUCUGUCCUGGAGGUCCCAUACCCCCUGGAUGCAGAGGAGCUGCUCAUGCCCGCUUUGCUGGAG